AUUGAUACAAAUACUUUGAUGACGGUCUCAUCUGCAUAUGUGAUACCACCUCAAGAGAGCUACCAAGGCGCGCGUGCUUAGCAGGUGACCUCCMGUUGCAAACAGGGAACCCAUUCAACAGGAAAGCAAAAAAGACAAGAAAUGGGAKACGAAAACUCCAAGCAUCGAGGACAUUGUACAGUCAUAUCUUCACAUUUUUCGUGUUUUAUGUUGAAUUGAAACACUGGAUGAUUUUUGCAAGGAAAUUUGUUUAUUCCGAACGAACUGCUUUCCAAACUCCUUAUUGAAAUUUGAAUAAAUUUACAUAACUACUAUCCAUAAAAACAACAAGUCUGGUGUCGUUUAAGCAACCUGCGGACGAGCAAUUUGUAAUUUCUAUCGUUAGCAUUUAUAGAACAAUGCGAAAAUCACACGAGGRUGUUCCUUUGGAACCAGUAAACGAUGGCAGUAAAGAUACUUACGUGGUCAAUGAAAUCCCAAAAGGAAUGGCGCUGUAUACGAAAAAGAAGAUUUUGCUCGUAGCUCUUUUGUUGAUAAUUUUGAUCGUUAUUCUCCUGAUUAUUGUAAUCGUUUUAGCUGCUUUACUUGGAAAUGCAAAGUCCGAAGACAAAGUUCCCGCUGUUGUUGGUGAUUCACCUGGAAAGCCUGGAAAGGAAGGUGGUUCCAAACCAACUAAUACAACCAAACCCCCACCCUCCCUACCCAGUGGUCCUUGGGAUAACAUACGACUACCAAGAUCUAUCACUCCAUCGCACUAUAACAUGCACUUCAAUGUAGAUCCAAACAAAGAUGGCUUUAAUGGCCAUGAAAUGAUAACAGUAUCUGUCAGUGAAGAUAAAACACCUUACAUCUUAAUCCACUCCAAUGGCUUGAAUAUUACCAUGACAACAUUGUCAAAAGAAACAGAUCCAACACCUAUUGCUAUCAACAAAACAUUUGCUGCCCAAAAGAACAACUUCUUUGUUAUCAAGCCAAAUGAAGCAUUGUCUAAAGGCAGCUACGGACUGUUCUUGAAKUUUUCYGGUAAAUACAGGACAAGUCUUUUCGGUUUGUUCAAAGGAGUUUAUAGAGGGCAAAAUGAAAAGAAAGCGGCUUUUAUCUCGACACAACUCGAACCCCUCGACGCGCGCACGGUAUUUCCGUGCUUUGACGAACCUGCACUCAAAGCCACGUUUAAAAUAAGCUUUGCAUACCCCGAAGACAUGAUAGGAUUAUCCAAUAACGAAGUGGAGAAGGAGGAACUGAAAGGAGAGGAAAAAUGGACUUACUACAAAGUAACUCCAAAGAUGUCAACGUACUUGGUAUCGAUUGUCGUUGGUCAUUUUCAAUACAAGCAGAUGAUAACCUCUAGUGGCGUCAAGUUGAGAGCAUUUGCCCAACCUGGUAAUACUGACCAGAUGGAUUUUUCACUAAGAAUGGGUAACGAAACAUUGACACAGAUGGAAAACACUUUUGGCAUUAAAUACCCCAUGAAAAAGUUAGACUUUGUAGCUCCACCYGAGUGCUAUGUCGCGAUGGAAAAUUGGGGCUCUAUUCGUUUUGAGGAAGAUGGACUUCUUUACAAAAAGGAUUUUUCAUCUGAAGAAAUCCAGCAAAAUCUUUUGAUACGAUGGCUAGUACAUGAAAUAGUUCACAUGUGGUUUGGUAAUGUUGUGACAACCCAGUGGUGGAAUGAUAUCUGGCUGAAUGAAGCUGUUACAGACUUCUUUACYUAUCACGAUGGAUCACCAAAAGCUCUUGACAGCUGGAAAAGGGAUAAUCUAUUUAUUCACACCAAUGUCGGUGAUGCUUUGGAACUUGAUGGUUUGGUUAACAGUCGUCCAGUAGCCGAGCCGACGCCUGUGCCAUCGAUUGACACGUUCGAUGAUAUUGUUUACAAGAAGGGUUCUGCUCUCUUGAAUAUGCUUAAAAAUGUCUUUCCAAAGAAAGAAAACUUCAAUGCAGGAAUGAAGAAAUACCUGGAAGAUCACGCUUACGACAACGCCGUCAUGGCAGACAUGUGGAAAGCUCUACAACAUACGUGUACUGACAAGGAGUGCGCUGACUUCAAGGAGUUGAUGAAAACAUGGAUGACAGAGACCAACUAUCCCGUCCUUACCGUCAAGAAAGGUGAUGGUGGAAAGUACGUCGUUCAACAAGAAAGAUUUGUUUACGACAAAGCUGCCAAAGUCGACAAAAGGAUGUGGAGAGUGCGUUUCUCGUAUCUCUACCAUAAGGACAAUAGAUCUAUUGACGGAAAAAAGCAUCAAAAGGACGAUAAAUGGAUAAUGAAAGACGCUAAACCCGCUGAAGAAGUUGAGAUAUCAUGGGACGGUAAGGGAUGGAUUAAAGGAAAUCGUGGUCAGACAGGUUUCUAUCGUGUUAACUAUGAUGACGUAACCUGGGCGAGCUUGGCUGCUCAGUUAAUCCACUGGCACAAGGUUUUCUCUGAAGUCGAUCGCUAUGGUCUCAUCGACGAUGCUUUUAACCUCGUACGGGGAGGACGUCUAGGGAUCAAAAGAGCGCUCGAUAUAACUCAGUAUMUUUAUAAUAAAGACAGCCCAGAGAAAGACUACUUGCCUUGGGURGCUGUUCAGAAGAAUUUUGGUUAUAUUCUAAGUAUAUUACCUGAUCACAGUCAUACUGCCCACCAUUUGAAGAGAUACCUUGCCUAUCAAAGCAGCAAAUUCUACAACGAACUKGGAUUUAAAAACACAGGAGAUCAUAAUACAAAGUUGUUAAGAAUGAUCAUUGUAGGUUUUCAGUGCAAUGCUGGAAGCAGUUCAUGUCUUGGUAAUUUGACAGAUAUGUUUCGUAAAUGGAAGGCUGACCCUUUAACUACAAGUGUUACUCCAGCACUUCGUAAGCUUGUCUACUUUUACGGUGUUCGCCAGGGAACUCCACAAGACUGGGAAAAGGUGCUUAAACAGCUCAAAUCCAACAACAUCGCGUCUGAAUAUCAACCAUUGCUGAUGGGACUGGCUGGGUCACGUAAUAAAUGGACUUUGUAUAGAACCCUUAAACUAAUCGAUGACGAGAUGGUUGUGAAAGAGCAAUACGUCAAAUACCUUCUAGACGAUGUAGCCAAUCACAACCCAGAAGGGUCUGACGUCACGUGGACUUUCUUGCAGCUAAACUGGGAACAAUUGAAAGGGCAGAAUCCCAUUGGCGCGAUGAUCCAAUUCUUACCGACGAUAACAAAACGAUUUUCAACGCCAUACCAACUAGAGCAGCUUGAGAACUUCAUUAGUGCAAAUCUCAACGGUGAACCCAUGCCACGUCUACUGCGCAAGACCAUCGAGAUCGUCAAACUGAACAUUGCAUGGAGAAAAGCAAACGAGAACGAUUUGGAAGAAUGGCUGAAAGAAUUCAUAAAGAGUAAAAAUCUUCCUCCGGUGGGCAGCCAAUCAUAUUUCACAGAGCCAGCGUAAGGGACGCGCCGGGUGAAURCAUAUAAACUGAGWAUGGUAAUGACCCUCCUCAGUCCUUCGAUCGCGAUAAAGUUCGUACUUUAAAAACUAAGGUGUUAAACAUUUUGAUACUCAGCAUUGAAAUAUAAAUCGACUUUUUUGCUUUCCUUAUUGAUUAUGGUCUUAAUUCUCACAUUAUGACGUCAUACGAUUUUUGCCGAGAUGCACUAUGUAGCCCAGGCGGUGUUGGACACAGCGCGAAAAGGAUCCUGGGUAUUAAUUUUGACCAAUCAUGUUGGCCCAUUUCGAGUUUCGCGGGAAUCUCAAAAGCGAAGAUGGCGACGGCCCAGGACUCGAUAUGUGUGUACAAAAAUGCGUUUUUAGAUGAAUUUUGAAGCGCUGUAUGACAAAGAACACAAUAAAUAUUUUAUGCUUUUGUGGAUGUUGUAAUAUUUUCCGCAUAUAUUUUACAUUCAUUGCCAGACGUUUUUCAUGUUGUGAUCGAAAUAUUUAAUCAAUUGUCUUGAUAUUAACAAUGCAAAACGAGAAAUAAAUUCUUAAUGUCCUGGUUGCGUGGCGCACGAUGGCGCAGCAGUAUUUAUUCCCUUUUGAAGCAACUAAAGUUAGCGAAUUUUGAUUCUUCGUAGAAAUUAUGCUCUCAAUUUUACUUAUAUUUUUCGAUAUCUAUUAUGGGUUAUAUUUCAAUAUGUGUUUGUACCAUGUUUGUGGUAAGUUAAAAGAAUAUAAAAGAGUCUGUACAAGGCAUAAUAAUAAAGAAUUUGAACAAAAAACACAGUCAAAUUAAAUUUGUUGCGGCCGAGGUUUCCCGCCAAAAUUUUGACCUUGAACAACUUUUGACGCGAGCGUCACCUCUCUCAUAGUCAAGGUCAACUUCACUUUUGAAAUAUUGACAGUUUUAAGAUUGAAAAAGUCAAUCCCUUUUUUGCAUUUUUGCAACAUUUUAUGAUGUCAAACAAAGGAUUGUUGCUUGGAAUUGCAAAACAUGAGUGUCAUUCGUCAUAUCGCGGCUGAUUGUGAUUAACAUGUCUAUUUGGAGACCGCGGUAAGGUAUGUUUGUGCUUUCUCGUAAUAAAAUGAACUUAGUUUUCUCACAAUUGCUCGAAAAAUCCGAUCUUUUUAUAAGGUUUCAGUGUUCUAGCUUUCUUUUUUCGCAAUGCUACUGAGCUCUAUUAUGAGUUUUUACUUGUUUUCAGGAUACGUUUCAAGUUUUUCUCAGGUUUCGCCUUUAUUUUGCCUUUCAAUCAACUCCGACAGAGCUCCUCACAUCUCAAAGGUCAGUGGUAAAUGAAACCAUUUUUAAAUUUAAACCUAAGAUCCUUUUCGCGCUAUGUCCAACACCGCCUGAUGUAGCCAUGUUGUUGUUGUUGUAUUUCAGGCUAUUUUAAGAGAAAAAAACAUCCUCAGACAAUUCUUUGAGUAUAUACCUAUAUCAACAAAGUUGUUGGGGAGAAUGGCGAACGACAGGCAAUGUUCAACGACGCUAUUUUGUGAAGCAAAGCAUGAUGGUAGUUGUAGUCCUCCAACUUUUCAGCCACUAAAAUAUCUCCUCCAAAGCCGUUUUUACAUCUUCUUUUUAGAAACGUCAUAAAUAAUUCUAUUUUCGAUUAGAAAAAGCAAAUCUGCUAAGGAGGACGGUUCUAUUGGACAUAAAAAAGUACGACGACUACAACUAACAUCAUCCUUUGCUGCACAAAAUGGCGUCGAAGCGAGAUUGGAUGACCGAAAGGGACUUUGGUUACGCUCUUUGACAUGCAACAUGUCACUUGUUGGGUUCACAUUCAGUGAAAAUGGAGACUAAACGGAACCAAUGUUUACUAAAGACUAUCUUACAGUAGAAAUCAGUUGUUAUUUGCAUCGCCAAGCAGUACCCAUGGAUCCUUUCGGUCGUGCAACCUCCGUUCGACAAUUGCGAUUCGUUAUCUGACAUCCUUUUUUGAAAUGGGUGUAUAUCUUAUUCCAUCUUUUUCUUAAGMAUUCUUGACAACCCAUGACGUAAAUUUUAAUUUGAAAAGACUGAUGGAUGAAUGCUUUCAUCAAUACCAUUAUGCACUAUGCCAAAACAAACGUUUUAAAAACAUUUUUUAAUUAAAAUAUCUAGAAAAACGUUAAUUUCAACGCAAUUAGAAGCUAAACAAAAAAUAUCAAAAGGGAUUGUGGAAGKGUAAACACAAAACUUCACAAUGGCUCAGCUGAUUUAGUGCAUGAGUCUCUCUAUCGAAGAUAAAGAAAAGCACCUGAUCUAAACUAUAAAAUAACUGUACUUCUAACGAAUGCACUCGUUUUAAAUUUGACUUGUUUCUGACCUUGGCUCGUAUCAUGACACGUAAGUCGUAACUGUUUUAAAAUUUUUAACGUACAUUUAGUUGCUUUUCAAUAAAAGUUCUUAUUACAUGAA
Molecule: messenger RNA, 5805 nt
Organism: Exaiptasia diaphana
Lineage: Eukaryota; Metazoa; Cnidaria; Anthozoa; Actiniaria; Aiptasiidae
Product: glutamyl aminopeptidase
Exons: 22
Coding region: 399-3410 (1003 amino acids)
Biological process (GO): peptide catabolic process; proteolysis
Cellular component (GO): cytoplasm
Molecular function (GO): peptide binding; zinc ion binding; metalloaminopeptidase activity
Source: RefSeq, a predicted model, not a curated record